AUCGCAUAAAAGUUUGGUUGAAAGUACAGCAAAUGUACAAUUUACGGCACCAUAUCUAAUAUACUUACACAUUAACAUUUUACAACUCGCGCCUACUAAUGCUAUAAAACGAAGCGCUAAAAACAUUCGCCUGUGGAGAAAGGAAUACCGCAGCCGUCGUCGUGUUCUCUGACAGGAACGAAAGGAACGGAACGUGUUUUGGGCGGACUUGUUUUUUAUGCCAGUGCGGAAAAGGGGACGCCGCUGCAACUAACUGUGUUUUGGGGAAAAAUAGCCGCGCGGCUACAGGAGCGCCAAGCCAGCCCCAGCUCAACCCGAUUUAUUAGUGGAUGGCCAAGUAAACGGGGGGCGUGCGUGUAUCUGUGUGUAUAUCUGUUCCGUACAAGAACAAGUUGCAGCGCACUUGUAUGCGCUUGUCUGUGUAUUGGUGUCUUCAGUUCGCUUGUGCUCUGCAGGUGUGCGUGCGUGUGUACGUCUGUGUGUGUGCGUGUGUGUUUGCGCUGUGGUCUUGAUGUCUGCGCUUUUUCCCAGACGACGGAGACGCGAGCACACAGGUGAAUUAUUGGUGCAAUACGCUGUGUUGGCAACAAAGCCAAAGCUACCAACAAAAGACCAAACGACACUUGGGUAGAACGACGGACUGCAAAAAAUGCUGCGUUUUCUAAGUCGGCGCAAGGUGCGCAACAACUAUCCGGAUAAUGCGAGCAACGUUCGUGGUGGCGGCGGAGGAGGCGCUGGAGGCGGCGCUGUCAUUGCAAGCAGCAGCGGGUCGCAGAUAAAGCCCCAACGCAUCGUGGUAAACAAAAAUAAAAUCGACUGCCGUGUUAUACUGCUGGACAAUACUGACCUUUCCAUCGAAUUAUCGAAAAAAGCGCUCGGCAGCUUCCUCUAUGAACAGGUAUUCUAUGCCUUGGACAUUAUUGAGAAGGAUUACUUUGGGCUGCAGUUUAUGGAUGCUAAUCAUGUGAAGCACUGGCUAGACCCCACCAAGCCCAUCAAGAAGCAAGUAAAAAUUGGACCACCGUACACAUUUCGUUUGAAGGUCAAGUUCUACUCGUCGGAGCCGAAUACGUUGCGCGAGGAGCUAACGCGUUAUUUGUUCUUCUUGCAACUGAAACAAGACUUGCUAGAGGGGCGUCUAGACUGUCCGGAUGACAAAUCUGCUGAGCUCUGCGCGCUGGCCUUGCAGUCGGAGUUGGGUGACUUUGACGAUCAGGUGCAUUCGGCAGCUACCGUCUCGGAGUUUCGUUUUGUCCCGGAACAAACGGAGGAUCUGGAAAUCGCCAUAUUGGAAGAGUAUAAGACAUGCCGUGGUCUAACGCCGGCGCAAGCGGAAACCGCUUUUCUGAACAAGGCCAAGUGGCUGGAUAUGUACGGCGUGGAUAUGCAUACGGUGCUGGGCAAAGAUAGUUGCGAGUAUCAUCUGGGUCUAACGCCCACUGGCAUUCUGGUUUUUGAGCGUGAUCAAAAGAUUGGCCUCUUCUUCUGGCCCAAGAUAAGCAAAUUGGAUUUCAAGAAGAAGAAACUUACGCUGAUUGUUAUUGAAGACGACGACGAGGGUCGUGAGCAGGAGCACACCUUCGUUUUUCGACUGUACAAUGAGAAGGCCUGCAAGCAUCUGUGGAAGUGCGCCGUAGAGCAUCACACAUUCUUCCGUCUGCGAGCACCUGUCAAAGGACCGUCGGCUCGUCAAAACUUCUUCCGCAUGGGCUCGCGCUUCCGUUACUCUGGCCGCACUGAAUUUCAGACCACGCAGCAGAGCCGCGCCCGGCGCACCGUGCAAUUUGAACGUCGGCCCUCGCAGAGAUUCGCCAGUCGCCAGUCGCAUUUAUUGCGCGAACGUCAGAAGGCUUCGCAGGAAUCGGCAGCCUCUGCCGUUGCCUCGGUCAAUGCACGUGCAGCUGCCGCUGCAGCUGCAGCCGCUGCAGCUCAAGUGUCGUCAGCGGCAUCUGUUGUUCCUUCCGUUUCAAGCAAUGAGAACAAUAACGAAACAUUCGAUUCGCUCAUCUCGGCCGAUCCGUUUAUUACCGUUACCCCCUCACCCUCCGUGCUGACAGUUAUACAAAAUUCGGCCAUUAUUGAGCCGGACGCGGCGUGCAGUGCUUCCAUUAGCUCUUCCACUCAUGCAGCUGCCACCUGUCCCUCACUGGGUCGCAAUUCCCUCAAAUCCAACUUUAGCAAUGAUGAUCCGGCCUAUAGCAAAAUUGGCUCCAUUGGCAAGGCGGCGGGUCUUUCUGUGAAGUUGGAACCAGAGUACACGCCACCCUACUCACCGAAUGCCACCAAGAACUUUGACGAGACGAAUCCAUUUAGAAGUGCGGCCACAUCGCAUCAUGGCAGCUUUGGCAAGGCCUCAAUUAGCUCGGGCCAGCUCAGUGUUAGGAGCGGCUUAUCGGAUAAAGAUAGAGAGCUAGAUUCAUUACUUAAGUCCAUUGUUAAAGAUCCAUCCCCAUCAGUGCUUGCAAAUGAAGCCAUUAAUGAUGCUAACAGUAUCAGGGUAACGAUUAACAAGACCUUUGACAUGGAUCAUAAUACGGAGACACUGAAGCGGCUUUCAAAUACAAAUGAGAAGCCCAACAAUCAAGUGAAGCUGGCCAAUGUGGGAGCCACUUCCCUUCCACCGGGCAAUAUCAAGUGCAAUAUACUAAAAGCGCGCGUGGAGGAAGAGAUGGGCGCUAGCAGCGGCAAUGCUAAGCUGACCAAUCAAAUGUUUGUGCCUGCCGCUCACUCCGGCAACAGCAGCAGCAACAUGCACGUGAAUAAUAAUAACAUCAGUAGCAACAAUCAUACACACAGCGAUGGACCGGAUUCCCUGAAUGCCACCUACAUAUCAGUGGGCGGCGAUAAGCUGACGCUCAGCAUACCGGAACAAAAACCGAGCAGUGGCAACGGCAGUGGCAGCAGCAGCAGCUCGAGCACCAUCAAUAGCCAUGCUAAUGCCCCGGCCAGCAGCAACUCACCCUUCAGCAAUGCCACCUUUGUGUCUGCCUUCAGUGGGCCACCAACGCCGCCUUCAUCGCUGCCAGCGACAAUAAACAACACCACCAGCAGCAGCAUGGCCACCAGUGUGACAAGCAUUAAUACGUCGACCAGUACAGCUGCUGGCGUAAAUGCUACUGCCAGCAGUAGCGGCAACAGCAGCACUGCCGCGGAACUGGCCGGUGCUACCAGUGGGACUGGCAGCUCCUUGCUGAGCAAUGCCUCGGCAGCCGAAAUACUCAUUAAUGAAAUUUUCAUUAACAAUAUCAUAAACAAUAAUGCUAGUAACGGCGGCAACAGCAAAUCAGAGGCAAAAACAAAAUCCUCAACCACAUCAACGCCCAGCGCUGGCACGCUGCUCUUCUCCACGCUCAGCGAGCAGGAGCGCUUGGAGGCGCAGAAGGCGAAUCAGCAGCCCAACCAGAGCGAAGUCGAUGCGCCGCAAAGCGAAAAGAAGCAAAGCAGCAAUCAGCAGGACAACAAUCGCAUUCCAGCCACUAGCAACAACAGGGAUAUGGUCUCACCCUGGCUGGUCUCCUCGGAAAUUGUUUCAGCGCCCAAGGGACGGGAGCCGACCAUAAUACGCAAAUCCGUUAUUACAACACAGUUGUAAUUAUUGUUUAAAUUUAAACAUUUUUUAUUUAAUAAGACUAUAUACAUAAGAAUAUAGCUAUGACAACCUUAGACAACAUUCUUUUAAGCAUUCCACAUAGCAGCAACAUUAAAGACAAUGAGAGAGCAGGUCCAAUCAAAAUGAAAACUGAAACUGAAACUGAAUAUGUUAUCUGUCCAUUAAAUGUGCCUUAAAUUAUAUUUACACUAUAU
Drosophila novamexicana is the source of this 3804-nucleotide messenger RNA. RefSeq names its product band 4.1-like protein 5. Bases 650 to 3592 code for a protein of 980 amino acids. The record is from RefSeq and is a predicted model, not a curated record. Lineage: Eukaryota; Metazoa; Arthropoda; Insecta; Diptera; Drosophilidae. The transcript is spliced from 10 exons. Gene Ontology annotation, cellular component: cytoskeleton.